AUAUCCCGUAAUUUGUAAAAAUCUUCUAUUCAUAAUGCACUUCUAUAACAUUGAUAAUCCACUGUACAUUGUACAACCCCUGAAAACCCUCUUCGAUCAAUUACCUUAACCGCACUGCCAUCUACCAAACACUCUCCACAAUAUGCACUCCUUCCAAUUCUGUAGUUCUGGCUUUUAAUUUGAGAAGUGCUCCAAGUAUGGAUCAUAUCAGGUGGUAGACACGGUUUCUAUUUCUAGCUAUCACCAGUAUCUCAAAGAUGUGGUGGAAAAUCGUUUUCUGUAUUGCAUAAUUUUUACAUAAUACUAGUGAAGACAACCACAGCUUAGAAAAGGAAAAAGAAAAAUACUGUAUCAGCACAGCGAUUGAGAAAGGUAUGAUGCAAUGGAGGAAGCACAAGGCCAGUAUUAUUCUUCCACUCCACAAGAAUCUGCAUUAUCUCAUGAUGGUGGAGGGAGGUCUCAGCUCAACGGCCAAGGGAAUUGUGGGACUGGUAUCAUAGGCCUGAAGAAGAGAGGUCAUGGAACUCGUUCUUGGAUAAAAAUUGGUCAGGAUGGGAGUACUCAGACCGUAACACUUGACAAGGCUACCAUUAUGAGACAUUGUUCUUUGCCUUCCAGAGAUCUUAGACUAUUGGAUCCAAUGUUCAUUUAUCCUUCUACCAUAUUAGGACGGGAGAAGGCUAUUGUUGUAAACCUUGAGCAAAUCCGUUGUAUAAUUACUGCUGAUGAGGUCAUCCUGAUGAAUUCAUUGGAUGGUAGUGUUGGUCAGUAUAGGUCAGAAUUAUGCAAUCGGCUUCAGAAAGAAAAAGCUGAUGGUCUGCCUUUUGAGUUUAGAGCGUUGGAAAUGGCUCUGGAGUUGACAUGCACAUCUUUGGAUGCUCAGGUAAAAGAGUUGGAAAUGGAAAUAUAUCCUGUGCUAGAUGAAUUAGCAUCGUCUAUCAGUACUCUGAAUUUAGAACGUGUUCGAAGAUUUAAAGGUCAUCUCCUUGCUUUGACUCAACGAGUUCAGAAGGUACGUGACGAAAUAGAACAUCUCAUGGAUGAUGAUGGUGAUAUGGCUGAGAUGUGCCUUACUGAGAAAAGGAGAAGCUCAGAUAUGUACCCUCUUAAUGAUUGUCUUCACAUUCUUACAUCAAGUAGUGGUAAAGAGAUUUCAAAGUCAGCUCCUAAUUCACCAGAGCGGUCAAUUAGUGGGAUCCCAAUGUUGCCAAGGGCUUUCAGCAUCACUGGAAAUUCAGGCAAACAUGGUAGUUCAAUGGGUUCUUCUGAUAAUGGAGAAAGGAUUCAACCACUGGAAAUGUUGCUUGAAGCAUACUUUAUCGUCAUUGAUAAUACGCUUAACUCAUUGUCGUCGCUUAAAGAAUACAUUGAUGACACAGAAGAUUUUAUCAAUAUAAAGUUGGGCAAUAUUCAAAACCGCCUAAUACAGUUUGAAUUGCUUCUUACUGCAGCUACAUUGGUAGCAGCAGUAUUUGCUGCUGUGACAGCAGUGUUUGGGAUGAACUUUGAAACCACAGUUUUUGACUAUCCAUCUGGUUUCCAUUGGGUUUUGGUAGUUACCGGAAUCACUUGUGCAUCAUUGUAUUUCUCAUUCUUAUUCUACUUUAAGUACAAGAAAGUGCUUCCAGGGUAAAAUUCAACAGCUCUGAACUGAUUCUGCUAUGUAGCAAAGCCAAAAUGGUCUUUAUAUUUAAGGUGGCAGGGCUGCCAAAUUUAUAUGCAUUAUCUGUUUUUGAA
This is a messenger RNA of Arachis stenosperma, 1737 nucleotides long. Its product is annotated as magnesium transporter MRS2-5. NCBI's taxonomy places the organism in Eukaryota, Viridiplantae, Streptophyta, Magnoliopsida, Fabales, Fabaceae. The transcript is spliced from 7 exons. The record is from RefSeq and is a predicted model, not a curated record. Gene Ontology annotation, biological process: magnesium ion transport. Bases 383 to 1633 code for a protein of 416 amino acids. Gene Ontology annotation, molecular function: magnesium ion transmembrane transporter activity.